Rubroshorea leprosula is the source of this 1348-nucleotide messenger RNA. Lineage: Eukaryota; Viridiplantae; Streptophyta; Magnoliopsida; Malvales; Dipterocarpaceae. The record is from the annotation of a GenBank genome assembly.
CCAUUUCCCUCCCAAUUUUCACUCAUCUGAGUCCCGAUUAAACCAUAUCCGCAAAGAUGUCUUCCCUUCCUGUGGCUCACUUCCGGUUCUCAGCACUGGCCAUGCGAUUCCCUUACACCAGCGAGCGCUCAUUACAACCACCUCUUUCCUUCUCAUUCCCCUCGAACCUCUCUCUCCGCUGUGGUCCCAUGGGAAUUUCCAGUGCUCGCCUACCUUCCAAAUUCGAGGUUGCAUUUGGUGGAGGCAAUGGAAAUAAUGGGGUCGGCAACAGAGGCAGUGGUGGUCGCGGAGGAAACAAUGGAGGGUCUGGAGGGGAGUCAGGGGACGGUAAUUAUGAAUCUGAUUCCAACAUUCCACAGAACGGUUUAACCAUUGGGUGGAAAAAGGGGGUUGAAGCGGAUGCUCAGCUCCCUUUCAAAGUUCUGAUGGAAGAGGUGAUUGGGAUCACUGCUUUCGUCCUAGGCGACGUAGUUCUUCGUCUUAACUUUAACUUUAGCCAGUUCCAUUCUGUCUUCUCCACCUUGGUGAUCGGCAUGAUUCAUAAUUCCAUUCUUUUGUUUUACCACCUGCUUACCUCCUCCUCUGCCACUUUUUUGAAUCUCCCAGCCGCCAUCUUUGCAGAUUCUCCAAAGACCCACAUUUUAACGGCAGCGGGAUUUGCAUCUGGACUUGUUGGAACUGCCAUUUCAAAUAGGUUGAUCAAGUUGGCAAAGAAGGUGGAUUCCGAAUUUGACCUGCCCAACUAUCCUCCUUCCCCCAUCUUGAACGCCCUCACUUGGGCCAUACACAUGGGCAUCAGCUGUAGUCUGAGAUGCCAAAUAUCCACAGGGAUCAACGACAUGUUGGCUAAGUUGGUUCCUCCAUUGGCCUUCAACACAUCAGUGCUGGCCCUCAGAUGCCUGAAUGGUAUUCUUGGGGGAAUGUCUUUUGUUAAGUUGGUGAGCCUGAUAAGGUUCAUGGAGAAAAAUCAGAGAAUUAAAGAUAUAGAAAAGAGAACCAGAGAAAAAGAAAUGAAUUUCAAGUUGUCUGAGGAAAGAAAGAUGACACUCAGGUUAUCGCCGGCGAAUCCAUUAUUCACCUUUUGGAUGAAAGACAAACAUGACAAAGGUCAAAUUGUUCAUAGUGCAGGGUUCAACAUUCUCGUCUGGUCUAUGCUUUUCACUCACACAAUAACUGAGGAGGAAGAAACCGACUAAUAAAUGGCUUCAGUUUGAAUGCGUCGUUCCAUGAAGUUAAUGAUGAAUCAUUAAUUGUUGGCAUUGUUUGUUAUGUGAUUUAAUUACAUGUAAGUCAGAAUUCUGUUUUCUGUUGUGAUUUGAAGGAAGCAGAAUAAAACUUGUCAUUGAAU